Messenger RNA from Microtus ochrogaster (prairie vole), 1110 nucleotides. The record is from RefSeq and is a predicted model, not a curated record. NCBI's taxonomy places the organism in Eukaryota, Metazoa, Chordata, Mammalia, Rodentia, Cricetidae.
UUCCCUGCGCGCUGGGCGGAGCCUCGCGGGGCGGGGCGGGGCCUGUGCGGCGGCCCUGGGAUCAUGUCUGCGCCGCCCGCGCUGCAGAUCCGGGAGGCGAACGCUCACCUGGCGGCCGUGCACCGGCGCGCGGCGGAGCUGGAGACGCGGCUGCUGGCGGCGGAGCGCACGAUCCGUGCGCAGGCCGAGCGCCUGGCCCACCACGACCAGCAGCUGCGCGCCGCCCUGGACGAGCUGGGCCGCGUCAAGGACCGGGAGAUUUCCGCCCUCCAGGAGCAGCUGCUGAGCUCGGAGGCCACUGUCCGCAGUCUGCAGGCUGCAGUGGACCAGAGGGACCAGUUGAUCCAGCAGCUGCAGCCCCAGGCUGACCUGCUGCAAGACAUUGCUCACCGUCGACCACCCCUGGCUGCGCUGCUGGCCGCCCUGGAGGAGGCUGAGCGACUGGGCCCCUCGCCAGCCAGCAGCCAGGGCCAGCUGCUUCCCGAUGGGCCCGGCCCGCCCCUGGGCAACAGCACUGGGGAGGGCCAGGAUGACCUGCAGCCUGCCGUCUUUGGGACCACAGUGUGAGCUGCCCUGGCGGAUCAGAUCUCAGAAUGUGUGGCCAAAGCCCAGAGCCCCAGAUGUCACCAGUGUCCCUGAAGGAUCUCAUAAACAUUGGAACAAGUGAAAAGCCAAGAUCCCAUUUAAAACAGUUCCACCUCCCCCAGCGCUUGGGGCAUCUGCUACAUUCAGUUGAUUUUAAAUAAUUCAAAAAUAAACAAAGGCUGAGGCAGUGGUUCAGUGGUGGAGCCCCUGCCCAGCAUGCAGACAUGCUGGCAAACUGACAGAGGGACAGGACACCUGCCAUCCCAGCACCAGUGAAUUAACGGCAGCUUGACUCCGAGGCCGUGCUGCUUCCUGUUGGAGACGCGGUUCCACGUAGCCCAGGCUGGCCCCUAACUUGCUGAGGGUGACCUUGAGCCCUGCUGGGAUGACAGGCACCCCACGCCAGGCACCCAACACCAGGCCCUAUCUUGGUUUUGUUUUUUUGUUUUUUUUUUUGCUGUGAGGCUGUAAGAUGGGGGUCUCCCUCCACAGCCCAGCCUUCUCCGGAACCCAGAGUCCUCCCAA